Messenger RNA from Gallus gallus (chicken), 3666 nucleotides. RefSeq names its product zinc finger protein 707-like. The transcript has 4 exons. NCBI's taxonomy places the organism in Eukaryota, Metazoa, Chordata, Aves, Galliformes, Phasianidae. The coding region runs from base 2395 to 2724 and encodes 109 amino acids. Gene Ontology annotation, biological process: regulation of DNA-templated transcription. The record is from RefSeq and is a predicted model, not a curated record.
ACUCAGCCUUCGCUUGGCUCCGCUGCUCUGUGUCCCCCACGCCUCGCUCUGCCCUGCCCUGCCCUCCCCUCUCCUGCUCUCCUCUUCUCCCCUCCCCUCCCCUCCCCUGGAGGUCUCUCCGAGCGGCGCCGUUGCCGCUGUGUCGCCUCCCGGGCUGCUGCUCCCGGCUCAUCCCGGGACGGCGCUCAGCCCUGUGGGCAGAGACGGAGCCGUCGGUGCCGCUUCCAGGAGAACGGCCGCCUCUUCCCAGCAGAGCAGGUGAGGCGGAGCGGGGCGGAGCGCGUCACCCUUUCCUCCCUCACCCCGUGGCAGCGUGGGCACGGCGUUUCCAUUUGCCAUCCAUUUGGGUGCUGCUGGGGAGGAAGAGCGGAGCAUCACACCAUGGCCCGGGUUGGAAGGGACCUUCGCUCUUCAUGAAGCUCCAACCCCGCUGCUGCUAAUCAGGGCCACCAACCUCCACGUUUCAUAGCAGCCCAGGCUGCCCAGGGCCCCAUCCAGCCCGGCCUUGAACACCUCCAGGGAUGGACGGGGCAUCCACAGCCUCUCUGGGCAGCUGUUCCAGCACCUCACCGCUCUCAGAGUAAAGAACUUCCCCCUGACACCCAACCUGCAGCUGCCCUCCUUCAGCUUAAACCAUUUCCCCUUGUGCUGCUGUUAUCUGCCCUUUCACAGAGUUGCCUCCCCUCCCCUCCUGUUUAUGGGCUCCCUUUAGGUCCUGGAAGGCUGCAAUGAGGUCACCCCUCAGCCUUCUUUUCUCCAGGCUGAACAAGCCCAGCUCCCUCAGCCUGUCUUUGUAGCCCUCUGAUCAUCUUUGUGGCCCUCCUCUUCACCCUCUCCACCAGCUCUCCUUCCAGGACUGCUCCUCCCAGUCUGUAUGUAUGCCUGGGAUUCCUCGGGCCCCAGUGCCAAACCUUGCACUUUGCGGUGUUGAACCUCAUGAGGUUCACCCGGGCCCCCCUUUCAAGCCUGUUGAGGUCCCUCAGGAUGGCAUCCCUUCCUUCCACCGUGUCAACCGCAGCGCUCAGCUGGGUGUCUCCAGCAAACUUCUGCAUUCAGUCUGAUGAGGCGGUGUCGGACUUGCAGUCCGAGUUACAGUGGGGAGGGAUUUACUCCCCCGGUCCCCAGCUGGAGGUUUAGGGAUGCAGGGCUCAGGGAGGUGAGAAAUACUGGAGUCCUGGCUGCCAGUGGAGACUGAGGCCAAGAACUCAUUCAGUACCUCAGCCUUCUCUUCAUCCGUUGAGGCCACUUCUCCUUUUGCAUUUUGCAAAGGAGGUCAACAGUAAAAGCCCCGUAAGUGUGGCCUAAAGGACUGUGGGUGAGAAUGAGAGAUCUUUGUUGUUUGUCCAAAUGUGCUGUAACAUCAGAACUUCCAGCCUGUGCCGCAGCAGAAAAGGAGUAUUGGGGAACGUCGGUGGUUUUGAUUCACGGAGGUCAGCAGCUGCAUGAAGUACAUGCACAGCAGCCUCCCUGUUUCUGUGGGGGUUGGGAACAGCGUUUUGUGGCAAUGUAUGAUUGCAGAGUGAGUGUUUGACAUACGUUUCUCACCUGGGAGCCAACACUGGCUGUGGCAGUUUGAUACGCAACAGUCUGGUUCCAUUUCCAUUGGUAAUCCUAACACUGCUGCCUGAACUGCACGCUCAGCUUCCCAGAACCGAGUUGGAUUGACACUGGCUCAAGGAGUCCCAAGGCUCAGAGUGCUCCCACAUCCGACCUAGCCUUCUCAAGCCACGAAGUUAAGGAGCCUGGACAUGGCUGGAUACACUCCGGGUCCCUGGCUUAGCCAAGGCUUUAUGUGGAAGGAAUCCUAUGUUCACAGUCACUCUAAGACAUAACCUUAGAGAAGCUCACAAAGCUCCAAAGUAACCACGAGUCUCUUACAGAAGAUCUGUAUCAAGAAGGAUCUCGACAUCAAGCUGCGAGGGAUCUCUGUGCAGCUGUGACCUCGAGAGCCAUCCCUGCUCGAGGGCAGAUCCUGUCGUGCAGCGCGCUGCUGUGCAGGAGAGCUCGAGGGGUGCUUGGGCUGCUCCCUGUUUUGGGGUGAGAUGACCGACUCCUUGCCAUGCUUUGUUUUUAGGCACGCAGUCCGUGUGCCCUCAGCUGUUGAAGUGAGUGUCAGCUAUGAGUUCUCUCAGGCCCCCUAGUUUGAGACAGCUUUGUGAUGGUUCAUCUCUUUGAGCCAGAGCGUUAGCAGUGCUGUUGCUGGUUGUCUUCCUGUGCCAGGCCUGGUGUGCCAUCCCGGAGGCAGUGCCCUGCAGAUGGGCUGGGGAGGGCUGGGCUGGGACAGGGACUGCUGCGUUGCCUGCCAGCUGCCCUGCCCUUUCUCUUGUCCCUGCAGGCUCCAGUUCAGCUUGUGCCUUCCAGGCGUGAUCAUCCCAGGCUGCAGGAGAGCAGCAAAUGGCCACAGCACAUCGGUGUCAGGAGCCCGUGAGCUUUGCGGAGGUGGCCGUGUAUUUCAGCAGGGAGGAGUGGGCGCUGCUGGACCCUGCGCAGCGAGCGCUCUACCGGGACGUGAUGCUGGAGACGUACCAGUGCGUGGCCUGGCUGGCUCCUCUUCCAGCCCCCAAACCCGGGCUGAUCUCCCUGCUUGAAGGAGGGGAAGACCCCUGGAUCCCAGAUGUGCGUAGCCCGGAGGCCGUGCCAGGAGACCUGAGCCCAGGAACUGGGAUUACAGAUAUACUGGAGGAUGUGCAGGGAAAGUGGUGUGGCCGAAAGGCGGUGGGGUAGUGCCUGUAGUGGGAGAAAUCAGAAGGGAUGUCCCAGGAGGCCUGGAGCAAGGUCAGGGUGAGCACAUCAAGAAGGCACUGGGAAAGCAUCUGGAAGAGAAAGGAAGGAGCCCACUGCACUUCAACAUAGGUGAAAAGCAGGACGUAGAGCCCAGGAGCAAGGAUGUGUGUCAGAUGAAAAAGCAGAAUCCAUGCACUGAGUGUGGGAAAAGCUUGGAAAUAGAUUCCAGCAUCAUUAACCACCAGUGCUUGCACGCAACGCAGAGCCUGUACAAGUGCUCUGAGUGUGGGAAGAGCUUCAAACGGAGUUCCCAACUAACCCGCCACAAACACAUCCAUACAGGAUGGAGGCCCUACAUGUGCUCGGAGUGUGGGAAGAGCUUCAAAAGGAGUUCCCACCUCACCUGCCACCAACGCAUCCACACAGGAGAGAGACCCUUUCAGUGCUCUGAGUGUGGGAAGGGCUUCAAAAGCUGCUGACUGGAAGCAGCACCUGCGCAUGCACAGACAGGAGAGACCCUUUCAGUGUUCCGCGUGUGGGAAGAGCUUCAAAAGAAGAUCCGAGUUAAAGCUGCACCAGCGCAUCCACACAGGGGAGAGGCCCUGCAAGUGCUCUGAGUGUGGGAAGAGCUUCAAAAGGAGUUCUAACCUCACACGCCACCAAUACAUCCACAGAGAGAGACUCUUUAAGUGCUCUGAGUGUGGGAGGAGCUUCAAAAGCAGUUCUGAGUUGAAGCAGCACCAGCGAACCCACACAGAGCAGAGACCCUACAAGUGCUGUGAGUGUGGCAAGUGCUACAAAAGGAGUUCCCACCUCACCUGCCACCAUCGCAUCCACACAGGAGAGAGACCCUUUCAGUGUCCUGAGUGUGCAAAGAGCUUUAAACGCAGAUCUCAUCUCAACACUCACAAGCGCAUCCACGGAGCACAACGACUGUAGAAG